Molecule: messenger RNA, 2465 nt
Organism: Xenopus tropicalis (tropical clawed frog)
Lineage: Eukaryota; Metazoa; Chordata; Amphibia; Anura; Pipidae
Gene: rnf19b
Product: ring finger protein 19B
Exons: 9
Coding region: 34-2109 (691 amino acids)
Biological process (GO): protein ubiquitination
Cellular component (GO): membrane
Molecular function (GO): ubiquitin protein ligase activity; zinc ion binding; ubiquitin-protein transferase activity
Source: RefSeq, a predicted model, not a curated record
AUACGCACGGUUUGCGCAUGUCCUUGCCCGUACAUGGGCGGUUCUGUUAACCUGCCCAACAUCAUGCGCCUGCGCAGAUUCCGCUCGGUCCGGCUACCAACUUCCUGGUUCGGUAUCUUCGGGUUCCCUGACAUGACAGAAGGCUCUGCGGAGCCACCGCCCUGCCCCGGGGCUCGGCGUCGCCGUUUGCUUCUCUCCCUACCCAAUGUGUUUCCGGGAAGGACACGGGCCGCACCUGAGCCAUCCGUGCCAUCUCCGCCUCCUUCACCUCCACCGCCUGUCUCAGUUCCCCCACCGCCUUCAUCACCUGGCGGCUCUGACUCUCUUAUUGAGUGUCCUUUAUGCUUGGUACGCCAGCCUCCAGAAGAACUUCCCGAGCUGCUAAGCUGCCGGCAUCGCUCAUGUCUGAGGUGCCUUCGCCAGUACCUCCGGAUUGAGAUCAGCGAAAGCCGAGUGAAUCUGCGCUGCCCAGAAUGUGCCGAGCGCCUAAGCCCCCAGCACGUAAGGGCCAUCCUGCGGGACCCAUUACUCACUCGCAAGUACGAGGAGUUCCUGCUCCGCCGCUGCCUGGCUGCCGAUCCGGACUGCAGGUGGUGCCCAGCCCCCGACUGCGGUUAUGCUGUGAUAGCUUAUGGUUGUGCCAGUUGCCCUAAACUGACCUGUGAGAGAGAAGGCUGUCAGACCGAAUUCUGUUAUCACUGCAAACAUGUAUGGCACCCGAAUCAAACCUGUGACAUGGCACGUCAACAACGUGCACCAUCACUUGGUGUGCGCAGAAAGCACCCUUCUGGUAUCAGCUAUGGGCAGGAGUCUGGAUCAGCUGAUGACAUGAAAUCCUGCCCCAGAUGCAGUGCUUAUAUCAUUAAGAUGAAUGAUGGGAGCUGUAAUCACAUGACCUGUGCUGUAUGUGGCUGUGAAUUUUGUUGGCUGUGCAUGAAAGAGAUCUCUGACUUGCAUUACCUUAGUCCCUCCGGAUGCACAUUCUGGGGUAAAAAACCAUGGAGCAGAAAAAAGAAGAUAAUAUGGCAGCUGGGUACCCUGAUUGGAGCUCCAGUUGGGAUAUCCUUGAUUGCUGGUAUUGCUAUUCCUGCUAUGGUCAUUGGAAUCCCUGUAUAUGUGGGCAGAAAGAUCCAUGGCCGUUUUGAGAAUAAGAAAACCUCCAAACACAAGAAGAACCUGGCUGUCACUGGUGGAGUAAUUCUCUCUGUUAUUGCAUCUCCUGUGGUGGCAGCAGUCAGUGUUGGGAUUGGUGUGCCCAUAAUGCUUGCCUAUGUGUAUGGGGUGGUGCCAGUUUCUCUUUGCCGAGGAGGAGGCUGUGGGGUCAGUACAGCCAAUGGAGUAAAGAUUGACUUUGAGGAGGAUGGACCAAUAACAGUCGCAGAUGCAUGGCGAGCAUUGAAGAAUCCAAGUAUUGGGGAAAGUAGUAUGGAAGGGUUGACCAGUGUCUUGAGCACAAGUGGGAGUCCCACAGAUGGACUGAGCGUUUUACAGGGAAAUUACAGUGAGACUGCCAGCUUUGCAGCACUCUCUGGAGGCACACUAACAGGUGGCAUGUUGAGUGGGGGCAGAGCAAAGUACUGCAGGCUGGAGGUGCAAGCAGAUGUCCAGAAAGAGACUUGUCAAAAGGAUUCUGUCAGUCUUGGAGCUGUGAGUGAUAGUGCAAGUACUAGAGCAAUGGCGGGAUCCAUCAUCAGCUCAUAUAACCCACAGGAAAGAGAGGUCAACAAUGUGGAGAUACAGGUACAUAUAGAAGCCAAACCAUCACGAUACCAGCUUAUGAGUGAGAGCAGCACAGAGGAAUCUUUACAUGCUGCAGCUCCUCUUGUUGAAGGUGAGGAUGAAGAGGCCUGUAGGAACCAGGUAGCUGCCUGCGAUAUCACACUGGCACAACCUGAAAGCAUUCGUAGUGACCUAGAAAGCUCAGAUGCCCAAUCAGAUGAUGUCCCAGACUUGGCUUCAGAAGAGUAUGACUCUCCACACCUGUUUCCACCAUCUCCUAGUAACCAUCUCCAGGAAAGCCCCCCGCAUCGCAUGUGUGCUCAAGAGGAGGGUCUUUGUGCCCGUGAGGAAGGCCUCUCUAAAGUGGAAUUUAUUGAGGUGCGAGUAUGAAGGAAAGCAAAAUGUUCAGUCCACAUUAAAGCCUCAGCCGAAAAAAAAUUGCCAUAAUUUUUUUUUUUUUUUUGCCAAUUGAAAUUAUGCACUUUGCUAUAUGUGGACAAGAACAAUCAGUGCAGAGCUCGCCUCUUAUUAUUUUUCCAGCCAAAUGCUAUGUCAGACAGUUUACUCUUUCCUCAUGUCCCCACACUGUGAAUAGCUUGUGUAUCACUUCUCUUAAAUUAUUUUGUUUGAUUCAGUGUAUAGAUAAAUUAUGAUUUUAUGGAUCAUUUCUGGAGUCUUGGAUAAGAGGUUUCUCUUUGUAUAGAAUGACUGAUAAAUAAAUAAAGCUGAAUGGAAAUCUUCUAAAA